UGUAUCAGACACAUCGCUGAUUGAUCGCACGGUUUGAGUUUCUCCUUAGAAUCAGUGGUGAACAGUAAGAGAGAGCUGAGGAGCACUCAAGAGCAGCGCUUGUGGGCUGAAGCCCGACCUGUGGGCCCAUGGGAGUGAGGCAUCUGGAGGAGGCUUUAAAUGACUUGAGGACUGACUGUGCCUUCUGAAGACCAGUGUGUGAUUGAUGGAGGAACUCCAGGAAGGCAGCUCUAACUACUGCCGUUCCCAACAUUGUGGGUGCUGCUGCUGAGGAGGCCCGUGCCUCUCUGGCCCUCAUCAUUGCCCUUGCCUCCCAAUGGCCUCUGCUACCAGGCCAGAGGCCAGCACUGCUGCCUGAGCCCGCUGCCCCUCUCCAGGACUUGCCGUUCCCUGAUGGGGUAACGUGACAGACGCCCCGGAUCACAGGCUGCCUGCCCACCACGGCCCAGGGCCGCCAGAGUUGGUUGAGUUCAAGUUGAUUUUCUGUUUGGUCCUGAGUGCUGGGUCUAGACCAAAGGGGACUCUCCUCUACCCACCCAUGCAGAGAGGGUGUCCCCAGCGACGGCCCCAUAGAGGACAGUGUUCUGCGGCCAGAGUCACCAACUUGAAGUUCUCUUUGCUCAGUUUUUUUGGUUGUUGUUAUUUUUAUUUUUGCCUCUUUGUAACUACUCCACUCUGAGAGACAGGACUUUGGAGCUGUCCAUCUUACUGGGAGAGGGGGUUUUCUUUCUUUUCCUUUUCUUUUUUAGAAUUGGGUUUUGUUUUGGAAUUAUCAACCACGAGGCAGCUUUCCUCUCCUCUUCCCAAAUAUUUGCACAAUAUUUGUGCGGGGUGUGGGGACGAGGUUUUAAGAAGGUCUUUUCUUUAUUUUUGGACAAGCACGGGGGUCUCACUGGACUUGGUGUGGGGGGUUGGGGGACCCCCCGUGCAGCCCUUGCUGGCUGGCCCUCUCUGGGUUCCCGGAGGAGGCAUGGCUCGCAUGAACCGGCCCGCGCCUGUGGAGGUGAGCUACCGAAACAUGCGCUUCCUCAUCACGCACAACCCCAGCAAUGCCACCCUCAGCACUUUCAUCGAGGACCUGAAGAAGUAUGGGGCUACCACCGUGGUGCGUGUGUGCGAAGUGACCUACGAUAAGACCCCUCUGGAGAAGGACGGCAUCACCGUUGUGGACUGGCCCUUUGAUGACGGGGCGCCCCCUCCUGGCAAGGUGGUGGAGGACUGGCUGAGCCUGCUGAAGGCCAAGUUCUACAAUGACCCGGGCAGCUGCGUGGCUGUGCACUGUGUGGCGGGUCUGGGAAGGGCUCCAGUGCUCGUGGCUCUUGCCCUUAUUGAGAGCGGGAUGAAGUAUGAGGAUGCCAUCCAGUUCAUCCGACAGAAGCGCCGUGGGGCCAUCAACAGCAAGCAGCUCACCUACUUGGAGAAGUACCGGCCUAAGCAGAGACUGCGGUUCAAAGACCCACACACGCACAAGACUAGAUGCUGUGUCAUGUAGCUCAGGCCCUGGCCCUGUCCACCCGUUACUCCCGUGCCUCAGUGUGUCUGUGUCUAAGGAGCCCAGUGGCCGUGCGUGUUCCUGCUCUGUCCCCGUCUGUGCCCACGGCUGUCCCUGGACCUCCGGCCAGUUCUGUCCAGCCCCUCCACCCCCUGCCCAGGCCUUUCCCUGGCCUGUGGACCACAGGUGGGUGUUUUUAACCACUGGGCCCAGGGCUUCAGCGGCGCUGCCCUCACCCUAACCUGUUUUCAGCACCUUUUGUUACCAGAUCCUGGGCCUUCAGGUGCUCUGGACUCUCAAGGCAAUAAAUCAGGAGCUGUGGA
Molecule: messenger RNA, 1815 nt
Organism: Arvicola amphibius (Eurasian water vole)
Lineage: Eukaryota; Metazoa; Chordata; Mammalia; Rodentia; Cricetidae
Gene: Ptp4a3
Product: protein tyrosine phosphatase 4A3
Exons: 7
Coding region: 971-1492 (173 amino acids)
Biological process (GO): protein dephosphorylation; endothelial cell migration
Cellular component (GO): nucleus
Molecular function (GO): protein tyrosine phosphatase activity
Source: RefSeq, a predicted model, not a curated record